AUCAAAGCCACGACUCGUUUACGCAACGGAGGACUCAUCAUCGAACUAACCACCACGGAGGCAGCAAAAUGGAUCAGAAACCCGGUCAACAGACUCAGAAUUAUCGAUGCCAUUGGUAUACCAGCGACCAUCAAAGAAAGACGCUUCUCAGUUAUAGUACCCUUUCUACCCAUCACCGCCAACCUGGACGAACCAGACUGGCUACGCACAAUCGAAGUGGAAAAUAGUAUGUCAAUGGGCGCAGUAGAGUCCGCAAAUUGGAUUAA
Messenger RNA from Suillus clintonianus, 266 nucleotides. RefSeq lists its product as uncharacterized. The record is from RefSeq and is a predicted model, not a curated record. The annotation marks the transcript as partial. The transcript has a single exon. Lineage: Eukaryota; Fungi; Basidiomycota; Agaricomycetes; Boletales; Suillaceae.